UCACCUCGCGACGGCGGCAGCAGCAGCAGCGAGCGACAGCAUCUUUUCUGUUCGUCUCGCCUCUCACGCUCUCAAGCACUGCUCGACUGCCAUCUCCACCGGAUUCUUCUCCGCCGCUCGCCGCGUGGAGACCCUACACCUCCCACCGCCACCGGCGACAAACCCCUAGCUUGGAUUGCUCCGGUCUCUGUGUGGGGGGUUUAACUUGGAGGAGUGUCCCACCCUCUUUGUUUGCUGCGAGAGAUCAAUCUAGUCCCGCAUGGGGCACUCCAAUCUGCCCAGUUCUUCCGUUCCUCGCGGUUUUGUUUGCUUCGUGCUGGAGGAGUAAGUCGGUGAUAGGCAAUACCAGUUUAUUCUCCAAAGCAUUUGGGGGUGGGUUCGUUCAACUGAGCAUCUAUAUGGUCCACGCUAGAGCCGCCACUGGUUGUGGUGGAUGGAGCUUAGAUCAGGGACAACCUAGAUCAGGGGUGUCUUCUUGGGGGGUUUUCAUGGUGCUGUGGAUGUUCACCAGCUUUGGAGGAUUUGAUUAGACUGCUGAUCCUUAUUGAGGUGUUUCAUGGUGUUGUGGAUUUUCACCAGCUUUGGAGGGUUUGGUUAUGAUUAGGUUGCUUGUAUCAUAGCAAGAUCGUUUUAAGGAACCUGAAUUUGAUGAGCAUUUCGGGCAUUUGAUACAGCGGCGUGGAUUCAUACCAAUAUAUAUUGUUGGUGUAAGCUUUGUUGCUACAAAAUGGAUGGUGUCCGUGGUAUAGAAUCUCUGGCUACUGGAGAUGGUCGGCAUCAUCUUUCCCGAACCCUUGGACCGGUGCUCCUGAUCUCGAUGGGGUAUAUUGACCUCGGGAAGUGGGUGGUAACGAUAGAUGCCGGUGCUCGGUUUGGCUAUGAUCUCGUAAUACUGGUGAUGCUUUUCAACUUCUCCGCCAUUCUGUGCCAGUAUCUGUCCAUUUGUAUCAGCAUGGUCACUAGGAAAAAUCUUGCAGAGAUUUGCCGCGAGGAGUACAGCCCAUCAAUAUGUGUCGUCCUUGGCAUCCAGGCAGUAUUGUCCUUGUUAACUGCGGAACUAACCAUGCUUUCAGGCAUAGCAGUUGGGUUCAACCUGGUCUUUGAAUAUGAUGAUCCUAUCGCCGGUUUAUGUUUUGCAAGUGUUGUAGUCAAUCUGCUACCUUACACUAUGGCUUAUUUGGGCAAAAGGAUGGCUGGGACAUUGAAUGCCUGCAUAGCUGGCUUUGCACUUCUUUGUUUUGUGCUUGGUUUAUUAGUCAGUCAACCAAAAAUUCCAGUUGAUACGAAUGCAAUUUUCCCCAAGUUGAGUGGUGAAAGUGCUUAUUCAUUGAUGGCUCUUCUUGGUGGAAAUAUAAUAGCUCACAAUUUUUAUGUUCAUUCAUCAGUUGUACAGGCCCAGAGACAAUCUACAACUCUUUCCCUUGGUGCCCUGUUCCACGAUCACUUUUUUUCAAUAUUGUUUAUUUUUACUGGGGUUUUUCUUGUUAACUAUGUUCUAAUGGGCUCAGCAGCGGUUGAAUCCAAUAACACACUGGUUGCUUUUCAAGAUGCUGUAGAUUUAAUGAACAAGAUGUUUAUGAAUCCGGUGGCACCAAUUGUGUUUUUAGUGAUCCUUAUCUUUUCAAGCCAUGUCAUCUCACUGACAUCUAUUAUUGGCAGCCACGCAAUUUUGAAGAAUUUCUUUGGUGUAAACUUGCCUCAUUCGGCACAUCACCUGCUAUUAAAGUUUGUUGCCAUGGUUCCUACUAUGUACUAUGCAAAGAUCGCAGGUUCUGAAGGGAUAUAUCAGCUACUCAUUAUAUGCCCAGUUGUCCAAGCUAUGUUCCUCCCUUCAUCCGUCAUUCCUGUUUUCCGUGUUUCCUCAUCAAGAGUUAUAAUGGGCAGAUACAGAAUAUCUCUGUACGUUGAAAUAUUGGCCUUCCUAGCAUUUCUUCUUAUGCUAUUUACAAAUAUCAUUUUUGCUGCGGAAAUCUUGUUUGGUGAUAGUACCUGGACAAAUAAUCUGAAAGGGAACACUGAAAGCCCUGUGGUAGUUCCACAUGCCAUUCUAGUCCUAAUUUCUUGUGCAACAAUUGCUUAUACGCUGUUCCUGGCUGUUACUCCACUGAAGUCAGCAAGCAAUGAACCUGAAACUCAGGAGCUAUCUGAGCACUCUCAGAGAGAAGAUCCAGAUACCACUCAUCAUAGAGAAGAGCUUUCUCUUGAAAAUGCUGAACAGGAAGAAGUCCAUUCGGCUUCUACUAUUAACACUAUUCCCAGUGUUCCAUCGGAAAGUUGUCAAACAUCAGUGUUGGAGCAUGAUGACUAUUCUGACAUCAAUGUGGAAUCUGAUCAUGGCGCUCAACAACUAACUGAUUUUGUGCCAACUAUCCCUGAAGUCUCACCAUCUAUCAAACAUGAGGAACCAAAAUCAGCUCAUGCGGUUGACUGGACAGAGCCAGUGGCAAAGGCUUGCACUGCCACAGUAGUAGAACAAAACACUGCAGAGAACAUCAAAAUGAAGAGUAUGAUCUCACAGGAUGUCAAAGAAGAAGCAGAAGAUAGCAUGAACUGUGAUGCUGAGGCUUCUUAUAAUGCAGAAUUCAGAAAGUCUGCUGGAAACAAGGCACCUCCUUCAGCUUCUCCUGGCCCAUCAUCUCUUACUUUGAGCAAGGGGAGAGACUCUGAUGCUGGUUAUCGUAGUGGUAACCACCCAAGACUGCCUGGUUUUGGUCGUGCAGUAAGAAGGCAGUUAGCAGCAAUUCUUGAUGAGUUCUGGGGGCAUCUUUUUGAUUAUCAUGGUAAGCUAACACAAAAUGCUAAUGCGGAAGGGUUCAACUUGCUGCUUGGUCCAUACUCGAAAACAGUUAGAACGGAUAACCAAGCCAUCAAAGCUUCUAAGAGCUCCUUUAUGAAAGAUGCAAUCCGAGGAUCAGCUACCAUACAGAAAGCAUGGGACUCCUAUGAUAAAGAAGCCUCUAGUCCAGGCUUUAAUUUUGGGCUUCAGAUGGGUCCCAUAGGAUCAUCAAACUGGUCUGAGAGCAUGCAUCCAUCUAAUGCUGACAUCCCAAGGUCAACUAGCUCCUUGUUUGGACAAAAUACGCAGUUUUAUUUAAAUUAUAAUGUGCCUUCUUACCCUGACAAUCAGUCCUAUCAGCCUGCUACAAUUCAUGGGUAUCACUUGGCAACCUCUUUGAAAGGUAUGAAUGCAAGCCAGAGUUCACACUCCAGCAUUACACUAGACCCGCGUCGGCUUCCUAAAUCAUCUGACUCGGCUGUUUCUAGCUACGCGGACUCUGUAAAGUGUACUCGUAAUCAAGAUGUAAUUGGUUCACUGGGAACCACUUCUUUGCAAAAUACAGCAACAAACCGUUUAAAUACAAUGACAGUGGAGAGAUACUAUUACAACCCUACUUCCGUUAAUGAGAUCGAAGGGGUUGGUUCAUCUGCUUACUCAAAGAAGUACCAUAGUUCACCUGACAUAUCUGCACUAAUUGCUGCAGGUAGGAAUUAUUUGCCAAAUGAAGUAAAUUUGAGAGGUGAUGCUGGAAAUAGGUCAUACCUUGGAAAUUUGGCAUGUGAAAGGUCACCAUGUGUGAACAUGGGAACCAGGUCCACAGCUCAACUUGCAGUUAGUGAGCACUCACAGCCUAAUUUCCAUAGACACACAUCGUCUAUGCAGUCAAGUAUGAACCCAAGGACUGAAUCCCUUUGGACCCAGCAGCCGUUUGAACAAUUACUUGGUGUAUCAAGACCAGAGUUGCAUAAGGGUGAAGGUAACACCAACCAGAGAUCAAGUGGUGUCACUAAAGAUGAUUUCUCUCCCACAGAAUACGAGGCAAAACUUCUUCAAUCUCUUAGAUUUUGCAUCAUGAAGCUCUUGAAACUGGAAGGAUCAGGAUGGCUUUUCGAGCAAAAUAGUGGUUGUGAUGAAAAUUUAGUUGAUCAAGUUGCUACAGCUGAGAGAAUUUCACAAAAUAUAACUGAGAAUCAGUUAUUUUCUGAUCUCCAGAUCCAGAGUUCUGAUGAAAAUUUGCAGCCACUACGAAGAAACAAUAACAGGGAUGCCGAUGGCAUGCGCCUACUGCAUAAGUGUGGGGAUGAUUGUGUUUGGCAGGCUCCUUUACUUGUUAGUUUUGGUGUUUGGUGCAUCCGCCAGAUUCUGAACCUGUGCCUUGUCGAAAGUAGGCCAGAACUUUGGGGCAAGUAUACAUAUGUUCUUAAUCGUCUCCAGGGAAUCCUUGAUCCUGCAUUUUCCAAGCCUCGGAAACCUGUGAAAGGAUGUGUGUGCCUUCAGAAAGUUGCCAGGCCCAUCUCUGGUACAUUCACAACGGCAGCUAUGAUCUUGGAGGUGAUUAAGGACGUGGAACAAGCCAUUUCUAGCCGCAAGGGCAGAAGUGGCACAGCAGCAGGAGAUGUCGCAUUCCCCAAAGGGAAGGAGAACCUGGCUUCUGUCCUUAAGCGGUACAAAAGGAGGCUCUCGAAUAAGUAAUCUGCAGAACAAUAGCAUGGUAGAGAGCUUUAUUUUGUUUUUUGUAUAGGGUUCUUGGCACUGCUCCACAAAGUUUCGUUUACUCUGCUUCCUAAGCCUUGGGCAUUUUUCGUUUCACAAGAUGUUCAUAGGACCUGAGAACUUCUUGAUCUUUGGUCAUUUUUGCAUAUGUUUAUCAGGUGACCUUUAUGUCAUCAAGACCUCAACCAUAGAUGCUAGCUAGUAGUUGCUGGAGCUAUGAUCUUGGAGCAGCACUGUAAAGCUCCUUUUUUUUUUCCGGAUGCUGUAAAGUUUGAUGUAGCUCUCACUCUCAGUCCCCUCUUUUUUGGCCUUGUGUGCCGUAUGUGAUUUUGUAGAGAUAUUUACAAUCCCUACAGGCUGCAAGGAGCUCGCCUUGUACGGUUGGCUUGUCUUUUCUUUCUAAAAUCUCCACUGGAUUUGCUGUUUCUUUCGUUGUUAGGACACUGAAAAUUUUCUGUUGCUCGACUGAGCUUGAGUUCCGGGCUGGGCAUCCGAUGCAAUAGCAUA
Messenger RNA from Oryza brachyantha (malo sina), 4999 nucleotides. Its product is annotated as protein ETHYLENE-INSENSITIVE 2-like. The transcript has 7 exons. Gene Ontology annotation, molecular function: manganese ion transmembrane transporter activity; cadmium ion transmembrane transporter activity. NCBI's taxonomy places the organism in Eukaryota, Viridiplantae, Streptophyta, Magnoliopsida, Poales, Poaceae. Gene Ontology annotation, biological process: metal ion transport; ethylene-activated signaling pathway. Gene Ontology annotation, cellular component: membrane. The record is from RefSeq and is a predicted model, not a curated record. Bases 728 to 4471 code for a protein of 1247 amino acids.